Messenger RNA from Brassica oleracea var. oleracea, 508 nucleotides. Its product is annotated as auxin-responsive protein SAUR71. Gene Ontology annotation, biological process: response to auxin. The transcript has a single exon. NCBI's taxonomy places the organism in Eukaryota, Viridiplantae, Streptophyta, Magnoliopsida, Brassicales, Brassicaceae. Bases 84 to 425 code for a protein of 113 amino acids. The record is from RefSeq and is a predicted model, not a curated record.
AAAGAAGAAGAAGAAGAAGCAGAAAAAAACCCACCUGAGCCUUACUUCCUACUGUUUGCUUUCUCUUCACAAGUUUUUGAGAAAUGUGCAAGAAGUUGAAGCUUUUCAUUAGAAAGAUACAACCUUGCUGCUUAUUCACUGGACUCUCCAAGAGGGUUGAAGAUUGUGGUGAGUUUGAGGAAGAGGGUAAUGGUGCAACAACGGUUCCCAGUGAUGUUAAAGAAGGGCAUGUGGCAGUGAUUGCCGUUAAAGGAGAGAGAGCAAUGAGGUUUGUUUUGGAGCUUCAAGAGUUGUACAAACCUGAGUUCAGAAGACUGCUUGAACAGGCGAGAGAGGAGUUUGGGUUUCAACCAAGAGGACCUCUCACCAUUCCCUGCCAGCCGGAAGAAGUACAGAAGAUUCUACAAGAAAGUAGGAAGGGAUAGUCUUUGAUUUCGUUAUUUGUAAAGGAAUCAUUAGUUGAUUUGAGAUUCUUUUCUUACAAGAAUUUAACUAUUCUUACUGUUUC